Vanrija pseudolonga is the source of this 564-nucleotide messenger RNA. RefSeq lists its product as uncharacterized. The transcript has 4 exons. Bases 1 to 564 code for a protein of 187 amino acids. The record is from RefSeq and is a predicted model, not a curated record. NCBI's taxonomy places the organism in Eukaryota, Fungi, Basidiomycota, Tremellomycetes, Trichosporonales, Trichosporonaceae.
AUGCACGCACACGCGCCACUAGCGGCGCUCGCUCUCCUUCCGCUCGCGCUCGGCGCGGCCUCGACACCCACCUCGGUGCUGACUUACGUCCCGGCCAACACGUAUAUCCCCGACGCAACAACAAUCAGAGGCGGCAACCAGGAGUCGGUGAUUACGGCGGCGUCGGGCACGCCAGACGCAAACGGUACAGCCUUGAUAUCCUUCUACACGCCGAAAGCGGGCGACCAGUGGAUCACGGGCGGCGACGUCAAGGACGGUAUGAACUGGGCGUCGUGGUGGCCUGCUGCUGGCGUCGAGACGGACCUGUGGCUCGGCGGGCUCAAGGAGCCCAUCUCGUUGGCCAAGAAUGUCGCGCCACGGACCGUCGGCGCAGGAUACCUCGGUCGCAACGUCACCUCUGGCAAAGGCUUCUACGUCUUCAUCACGGAAGCAGGCAACGUGGACAAGAUCCUCGGCCAGUCGGCCCAGUUCGACAUUCGGCGGUCAAGCGCCGCGUCGGGCUUGGUCGCCCCAGCACUCGGCGUCGCGUUGGGAGUAGCAGGACUGGCCCUCGCGCUCGUGUAA